AGAUGAGAUGAUUGACCUCUUACCCGUUAAAUGUCGUCCAAGAGAGUCCCACUACGUGCCCCAUCUCUCUCCACUACGUCCACCACCACACCUGGAGUCACAGAGAUAGAUAGAUAACCACCACUGAACACACACAGAGACUGAGAGGGGCGUGCGAUGGAGACGGAGAAGCAGACACGGGGCGGCGCCGGAGGAGAUGGAGAGGUGGUGGUGGUGAAUCCCAAGCCGAGUAAAGGAGUGGCCUCCAAAGUGGUGGACUUGCUGGAGAAGCUUGCGGUGAAGCUCAUGUUCGAUUCCUCCGAUUCUCCACAGCACUACUUGUCUGGAAAUUUCGCUCCUGUUCCCGACGAGACCCCUCCCUGCAAGAACCUCCUCGUCCAAGGCUAUCUCCCUGAGUGCUUGAAUGGUGAGUUUGUGAGGGUUGGUCCUAAUCCGAAAUUUUCCCCAGUGGCUGGAUAUCACUGGUUUGAUGGAGAUGGCAUGGUUCAUGGUUUGCGCAUCAAAGAUGGAAAAGCAACAUAUGUCUCACGAUAUGUACGGACAUCACGUCUUAAACAGGAAGAGUUUUUUGGAGGAUCUAAAUUUAUGAAGAUUGGAGACUUGAAGGGGCUGUUUGGCUUACUCAUGGUUCAAAUGCAAAUGCUAAGAGAAAAGCUGGGCGUAUUGGACACUUCCUAUGGAACUGGAACUGGGAAUACGGCUCUUAUUUAUCAUCAUGGGAAACUUUUGGCUCUUUCAGAAGCCGAUAAACCUUAUGCUCUUAAAGUUUUGGAAGACGGAGAUCUUCAAACACUUGGUAUGCUGGAUUAUGACAAGAGAUUGGCGCAUUCCUUCACUGCUCAUCCAAAGGUUGAUCCAGUCACUGGUGAGAUGUUUACCUUUGGCUACUCUCAUAAACCACCGUAUAUCACCUACAGAGUUAUUUCUAAGGAUGGUUUGAUGCAUGACCCGGUGCCAAUAACAAUAUCAGACCCUAUUAUGAUGCAUGACUUUGCCAUUACUGCGAAUUAUGCCAUUUUUAUGGAUCUUCCUCUAUACUUUAGACCAAAGGAAAUGGUGAAAGACAAAAAGCUAAUAUUCACAUUUGAUUCAACAAAAAAGGCUUGCUUUGGUGUACUUCCUCGGUAUGCAAAGGAUGAGCUUCAAAUCAGAUGGUUCGAGCUUCCAAAUUGCUUCAUAUUCCAUAAUGCCAAUGCUUGGGAGGAAGAGGAUGAAGUUGUUUUGAUCACUUGCCGCCUUGAGAAUCCCAAUUUGGACUUGGUCAGUGGGACUGUGAAAGAAAAGCUUGAAAAUUUCAAAAAUGAACUGUAUGAGAUGAGAUUCAACCUAAAAACUGGCUUAGCUGCACAAAGAAAACUUUCAGCCCCUGCUGUAGACUUUCCGAGGGUAAAUGAGAGCUAUACCGGCAGGAAACAACAAUAUGUAUAUGGAACCAUACUGGACAGCAUUGCAAAAGUCACGGGAAUUAUAAAAUUUGAUUUGCAUGGUGAACCAGUGACUAGAAAAACAAAGCUUGAAGUUGGAGGAAAUGUUCAAGGCAUCUUUGACCUGGGAGCAAGUAAAUUUGGUUCAGAGGCUAUAUUUGUUCCUUGCGAGCCUGGCAUAACCUCUGAAGAAGAUGAUGGCUACUUAAUAUUUUUUGUACAUGAUGAGAACACCGGAAAAUCGUAUGUGAAUGUAAUUGAUGCAAAAACAAUGUCAGCGGAUCCUAUUGCAAUUGUUGAACUGCCUCAUAGAGUGCCAUAUGGAUUCCAUGCCUUCUUUGUAACAGAGGAACAGCUUCAAGAACAAGCAAAAUUCUGAACUGCCCCAAGUGUUAUAUUUGCACGCAUGAUAAAAUUCUUUUCAGAGGACCUGUGGGCGUAUGCAGGUCUAUGUAAAAUAAAGAACCAUCUCCAUAUCUUCCUGCCUGGUAAUGUUUCUGUUUAUACGUAUAUGUAUACCAGCUAAGGGUGUGAACUUUAGUCGAACAUGAGAAUUGUAUUUUGAGAAUAGCUUUCCUUAAAAAUAACUUGAACCAUUCUGUA
This is a messenger RNA of Malania oleifera, 2027 nucleotides long. Its product is annotated as carotenoid 9,10(9',10')-cleavage dioxygenase 1. The record is from RefSeq and is a predicted model, not a curated record. Gene Ontology annotation, cellular component: chloroplast stroma. Bases 157 to 1803 code for a protein of 548 amino acids. The transcript has 14 exons. Gene Ontology annotation, molecular function: carotenoid dioxygenase activity. NCBI's taxonomy places the organism in Eukaryota, Viridiplantae, Streptophyta, Magnoliopsida, Santalales, Ximeniaceae. Gene Ontology annotation, biological process: carotene catabolic process.